Messenger RNA from Aureobasidium subglaciale EXF-2481, 1209 nucleotides. RefSeq lists its product as uncharacterized. NCBI's taxonomy places the organism in Eukaryota, Fungi, Ascomycota, Dothideomycetes, Dothideales, Saccotheciaceae. The coding region runs from base 1 to 1209 and encodes 402 amino acids. The transcript has 2 exons. The record is from RefSeq and is a predicted model, not a curated record.
AUGAAGGUCUCAACUGUUCUCUCCAUUGCCGCUGCUGUGGCUGGAGUCGCCGGUUCUGCCAAGCAGCAGGUCAGGUCAGACACAGUCUUGAUCAGCACCGCCGAAGGCAAAAGCUGCUCGCUGGCCAUGUUCGGCGAGGAAGAGUACCUGCCCGAGCGUGCUUGUUUACCCAUGGACCCUUUCGGACUCCUUCGUUCGAGAACCGUGUCUGCCGACGACCACGUCGACCGCAGCAUCGGCACCAACCGUUGCGUGUUGGCCGUCUUCACCGACCAGUUCUGCACCUCUGAUGGUCUCAUCAUCGAGGAGCUCGAGCCCACGGAUUCAAAGAACGACAUCACUGGUGAUUUCGCCUUCUGUCAGCUUCAAUCUCAGCCAGAUGACGACCUCUUCCAGUCUGUCAUGUGGAGCUGUGGCGACGACAUCAACCCAGGGUGGCAGCUUUCCGAGAACGCCACCUCGCCCUGGCCUACCAACCCUGACGAUGUGGAUGAUGAUGAUGAUGAUGAUGACGCCGACCACAUCAUCUCUGCUCGUUCCAUCUCUUCCGGCUCGUCCAACUCUUCCAUCUCUGUCGAGGCCACUCGUCUCCACGACCACGUUACUCUCUCUCCCGCCGACAACACCGAGUGCAACAGUGCCCAAAGCCGCGACACCGACACCAAGAAGCAUGGUCACUGCCAUUCGUUCAAGAAGCCUUUCCUCUCCGCCAGAGCCACCAUCUCACGCGGCCGCAUCACCCACUUCAACAAGGGUCACGACUGUGUUGCCUUGGUCUUCAGCGACUACAAAUGCAAGGACAAUGGCAUUGAGCUCAUCGACCUCAACGACGAAGCCGCUCUUGGCGUCUGCCACAACGCGUACCUCUACGGCAACCUUCCUGCACACUCUUGGAUGUGGCUCUGCAAGCGUGAGGUCAUCAACAGCCACCUCGGCUCCAGCUCUGAUUCUGAUGCUUCUUCCGACUCUGAUGACGUCUCUACCUCCUUCAACAACAUGGACUGCUCUACCACUACUCAGUACGGCUCUUCUACUCGCGUCUUGACUGACUUCAUCACCAACACCCAUGUCUCGACUGCUGUCGUCACAAAAACCACCACCACUAUCAAGACCAGCACUGAUGUUGUUGCUCAUCACCACACCAGGGUGGUCCCUUUCAGCAGCGCCAUCAAGGUUUGCAACGUUGAGGUGUUCCACUCUGAGCUUUGA